AUGCCAGCACCGGUUGAGCUCUCCCUCGCCUCUCUCCUGCCAACCGUCGCGUUCCUCCCACCCGAUCUCAUCUCCCUGGCCAACUCCCUCCUGUCCCAGUCGCGCUCGAAAGCCGCGUCGCUCAGUCGCGAUGAGGAAAUCGCCAGAACGUAUGCAUGCUGUCACAUCGCGUGCAAAAGAUUAGAAAAUAGAUUGGAGCUAGAGAUUGGAAAGCCCAGUCCACCUGUUGCGCCGCGGGUGUAUAACAAGCUAUAUGGGUAUUUGGAUGGGGUUUUGGGGAGAGUGAACGCUGGCGGGAAGGGAGGAGGGACACCCACCAGGACGCCGAGGAAAGAUGUGAGGAGUACCAGUGGGAAUAAUACGCCUGGAAAAGAGAAUCGGACUUCCGUGAGGACGCCCACGACGAAUGCGAUUCCAAGCAAUGCUGGCACCAAACGAUCGCACGAAGAGACAACAGACCAACAUGACAUCCCAGGUUUCGCCAUGCCUCUCGCAAGAGCCGUCUGUAAAGCCAUACGAGCUCCGGCAGCAGCACCUCACGUUCUCGUCGGCGCUACGGCGGCUGUGAAAGAGCUUCGCGGGCGUGUAGCCCGAAGAGAAGACGGUUCGAAUCGCAAGAGAAGGAAAACGCCCCAGAGUGCCAAAUCUACACGCCCGACGAGAUCGGAAGAAGCAGAGGAGACGGUGAUUGCGGAGGGCAAAUGGCCUGCUCUGCUCGUCGCGUUGUGCCUGUUGACGGCAGAGAAGAUGAAAGAUCAGGAGGAUGCAGAUAUGCGGAAGGAAGCUAUCAGUGCCGCGAAGGAUGCCUGUCGGGAGAAGACAGUCGAUACGGAUUUGAGAAGUAUUGGGAAAGAUGUGGACUUUUAUCGCCUGGAGGCUGAGGAUUCGGGGUGGUUGGAUAUGGAGUGGUUCAGUAAUGUGCCGGAGGAUAUCAUCUCCGCCGAGAACGAUGUGGAUGAUGCCAUGGAUGUGGAUGAAGACGAAGUUGAGGAGGAUGUCUCCACGCCGAUGAAGAAGAAGAAGCAACCUCACAAGACGCCUCUGAGACGAAAAGAAAAGCACGGCGGGAAGACUGCGGAUGACCUAGACGUAGUCGGGCCCGCUGGCUUACUCCCAGGCCUGGGUACGAUGUUCCAACCAGCAAUUGACUGGCUGAGUGAAGAGAGAAGAAGAGACUUUGCACAGUGGGAGAAGGGCAUCAUGAAGGAGAUCAUUGCCGUUGAACAGAAAGCUUGUUGA
Messenger RNA from Lecanosticta acicola, 1239 nucleotides. NCBI's taxonomy places the organism in Eukaryota, Fungi, Ascomycota, Dothideomycetes, Mycosphaerellales, Mycosphaerellaceae. The record is from the annotation of a GenBank genome assembly.